Athene cunicularia (burrowing owl) is the source of this 4424-nucleotide messenger RNA. RefSeq names its product parvin beta (gene PARVB). The record is from RefSeq and is a predicted model, not a curated record. Lineage: Eukaryota; Metazoa; Chordata; Aves; Strigiformes; Strigidae. Gene Ontology annotation, molecular function: actin binding. Gene Ontology annotation, biological process: actin cytoskeleton organization; substrate adhesion-dependent cell spreading; establishment or maintenance of cell polarity. The coding region runs from base 81 to 1064 and encodes 327 amino acids. The transcript is spliced from 13 exons. Gene Ontology annotation, cellular component: focal adhesion; actin cytoskeleton; lamellipodium.
GUUGAGCUCUCUACUACCAACUGGAGAAGACGGUGCCUUUCUGUUACUUGUGGUGCUCACCUGCCAUCGCUGCCUUCAGAAUGAGUGACCUCCAAGAAGAAGGUAAAAAUGCUAUCAAUGCACCGAUGAACCCGAGCACCGUGGACAUCCAUCCAGAAGACACACUAUUAGAGGAGAAUGAGGAACGCACUAUGAUUGAUCCUAACUCAAAAGAAGACCCCAAGUUCAAAGAACUGAUCAAGGUUCUAAUUGACUGGAUUAACGAUGUGCUGGUGGAGGAGAGAAUCAUUGUCAAACAGCUUGAAGAGGACCUUUAUGAUGGGCAGGUGCUGCAGAAGCUGCUGGAAAAAUUGGCUGACCGUAAACUGAACGUGGCAGAAGUGACGCAAUCUGAAAUUGGUCAGAAACAGAAGUUGCAGACAGUCCUGGAAGCUGUCCAUGAUUUACUCCGACCCCACGGCUGGACAAUCAAGUGGAACGUUGACUCAAUCCAUGGCAAGAAUCUGAUUUCCAUUCUGCACCUUCUGGUAGCUUUGGCAAUGCACUUCCGAGCUCCCAUUCGACUGCCUGAACAUGUGUCUGUACAAGUGGUAGUUGUACGGAAGCGCGAAGGCCUCCUUCAGAGCACUCACGUGACAGAGGAGCUGACGACCACAACGGAGAUGAUGAUGGGAAGAUUUGAGCGUGAUGCCUUUGACACACUUUUUGAUCAUGCACCAGACAAACUCAGCGUGGUCAAGAAGUCUCUGAUCACCUUCGUGAACAAGCACUUGAACAAACUGAAUUUGGAAGUAACCGAGUUAGAAACCCAGUUUGCAGAUGGCGUUUACUUGGUUUUGCUCAUGGGUCUCCUUGAAGACUAUUUUGUUCCACUUCACAACUUCUACUUAACACCUGAGAGUUUUGAUCAAAAGGUCCAUAAUGUUUCCUUUGCUUUUGAGUUGAUGCAAGAUGGAGGACUGAAGAAACCAAAAGCUCGCCCUGAAGAUGUUGUCAACUUGGAUCUGAAGUCUACCCUCAGGGUUCUCUACAACCUGUUCACAAAGUACAAGAACGUUGAAUGAUCCUGGAAGCUGCUGAAGCCUUCAUCCCUCCAACCUCCUUAGGCUGAAAUUACAAUAAACACCCCCUCUGCACGCUCCCGUUGUGCCUUAUGCUAUACUUCAUGCCUUCUUUCUACCGUUGGUGUGGCCUGUCUGUAGCUGUUUGUAUGACGAUCCCACUAAAAACUAUGCAUGUGUAUUCUCUAGGUCACUUGAAAAUGUGUAGCUAUUUCACAUGUUUACCAGAAGAUACUCCUUGAUCUGUUGUUUGUUGUGAUCAACAAAUGCUCUUUUGAUAAAGGAAAUACACCACUAACUACUUUAAUCAGCAGGGAAGAUGUGAGACCUUCCUCGUGGCUGGACACUCUUUGAUUCUGCAUAUUCCAUGGUUGCAACUGGCAUUUGAUGAUUUUUCAGAUUUAAGUGUUGGCAGUAGGAAAACAGCAUUGGAAUUUAUUUGGAAGCUGAACCUUUUCUGUUAAAUAAGGUUUGGUAUGUUGUGUUGGGUGGGUGGGGCUGAGGGGAAUGACAGGCACUAUCUGAAGCUAAUGGCAGGAGCUUCAGUUUUUUCGUUAACCUCAUGCUGCUCAGUGUUACUUCCAUUCCGUGUUUACACAGAGUAAGUCUUGCAGUGGGAUGACCAGCUAAUCUUUCCGUGUCUGUUUUUUCCUUCAUCUCCUUUCUAGGAGAAAUUUGGUUGCUAAAGCCACUAAUCAUCCCUUAAGCACGCAGCUUCAGCCGGGUCAGGCAGGCCUGGUCAGGUAGGCUCAGGCUGGAUUGGUGCAUCUUGCCCCCGGCCCUUUCCGAAGGAGCAGGGGAGAUAAGGAGCUGGGCAGUGUGAGGGCUGACUCCUCAUUUCACAGGCUGAGCUAAAGGGCCACGUUCGUUCCUGUUGGAGUUCCUGGCAGCUGUACGCUUCUGGGCGUCAGGCUUUUUUAAACAGUUUUGUCUGUUGUCUUUCCUAAGGCGUAAAACUGAAUUCCUGUGUAAGAGCGAGCCUGCCUGUCCCCGUGGAUUGCACUGGGCCGGGAGGACGCGGGGCAGACGCAGGGCAGGCAGGCGGGAGCCUCCUCGGUCACCGGUUACGCUUCAGACAAUGCCGUCGAGUUGCCCUGUGCCAUCCCAGGAAAUACUCUGCUAGGCUCUGGCCUAGUCCUCUCGUCUUCCAGGCUGCUGCAGAUUUUAGCAGGCGUCUUUUUCACAACAGAGUUGCUAGAUUUGUCCGGUGGACUCGAGUCACCGCCGAGGACUUAACAGGUUAAGCAGCCGGUCCCUGGCGGGGUGUGCCAGGAGCAGCGGGGGUACGGGAAGGCUGUGCCGCAGCGUGCACCCGCUGAGCAGGUUUUUGAGGAGAGCUGUGCGAAGGGAACGGGAUUGUCGUUUCCAGAGUAGGUGAAUUGUGGCACAUGCAUAGCACAGCAUUCCUCUCCUUGGAGCGCACGGGGGAGAUCUGACGGCUGCUUUUGUGGGUCACAGCAGCAACUUUUGUGGGUAGCCAUAAUCUGUGGGAAAUGUUAAGCAAGAGUGCCCCGAAAAGGUGGCGGGUAGCGUCGCUCUGCUCCGCGGGCUUGCUCGAGCCCUGUUGUAAGUAGGCAUCUUCUUGCCCUAAAAAAGGAUUUCUACACCAAACAUUAUUUACCCUUCUGAGUUCAAGAGGAAACGUGCUAUUUGAAUGGGAUAAUUUUACAAUUGGGAUUUUCUCCUUCCCUCCAAGUGUUUUUUAAUCCCAGAGGGGGAGAAAUGGGCUUCUGCAUCUUUGUUUUACAUUUUUUGGAUUCUGAGUAUGUGAAUUAUUUGGGUCACCUCCCCUCACACCUCCAAAACAAAGAUGGAAGUAAGUUGCCUUUUCUUUCCAUCAGAAAUUCGGAUCCUGUCUGCUCUGUAAGGUUCUGUGGGGAAUCACUGCUUGCCUGUAUUUUAGGGAGCUGACCUCUCGCUGCUUAUACGAGCCCAGAACAAUUGGACUUUGGUUUCUGAUGGGGUCACUGGACUUUACAACAACACUGGCAAUUAUUGCAGAGGAGACUUGCAGAGGCACUGAGGCCUGGAGGGUCAGCUCUCCUGGCGAGUUAAUGAAACUGGUCUGACUUUCAUGCUGUGAAAUAGGGCUGUCGUGGGGCUGGAAGGGGGUUGAACUGAAAGGUCUCUCGAAUUAACGCAGUGUUACUGGUGGGAAACAAGUCUUAAAGAGCUGUGGUUCUGCCCGCAUGCCUUCAGGUGGUGUGGAGGUGCCAGUGCUGUUUGUAUUCUCUUGAGUUGCUGGGAGAGACCUCCAGAGCAUCUAGUUUUUGAAAUUGCGUGCAAUAUUGAUGUCAAAAGCAGACAGGAGAUAACAAGGUUGAUAAGAGCAGUUUGGCUUUGGGAGGGGGAACGCCUGUUUCUGGGAUGGGAUUGUACAGCUGGCACCUUCACGGCACGUGAGCAGAUGUGAACACCCCAGCAGAGUUCAGAGGAGCCUCUGCUCUGUUCAGUUACGUGUUUCUGGUCACUCUGCAGAAUGCGGGUCCCUCCUGUACAGCCUGAGGGCACGGGCCCCUUGUAGCAUCCUUCCGUUCCCAUCCCUGGCAGUCGGGAUCGCAGCGCAGCGCUGACGCCCUGAGCAGGCUGGGGGCAGGUGUCAUGCCCUGGUUUGUUACGUUUUUAAGUCCGUGGGUAAAUGUUGCGCAGGGAAAACACAUUUUUCCUUCCUUGGCUCCUUGCUGUCUGGCCGGGUCGCUCCUCCUGUAGGCGCUGUAUUUAUUGUUAACAGGGUUGGGAGCAGGGUGGGUUUGUUACGCUCCAAACGAACCCUUUGUGUUACUGGAUUUCAGAUCUGUCCCCCGGGUGCCAGGGGGGUAGAUCUGAAUCCUUUGAGUUCAUCUGAGAUGCUGAACGCUCUGCAGCAUUAACGCUUCCACAUCUGGGAGUACUUGAUGAGGGUCUGUCUUUUCCAGGCCAUACAGGUUUGCCUUUUAGGUGCAUCUGCUCGGCACACUCAGUUCCAGUGGGCUGUAUCACCACAGAAAAAGCCCGGAUACUCCUCAUCUGCAGCCUCUUUUUCAAGAUGAAAAAACAGGUGGCAGAUGGGUUUUGAUCAGUUAAACCUUGUAGGAUUUCUUACCCCUCUUCCCCACACCCCAGUGCUUUCAGUAUUAGUGUAUUUUUAAGAGUCUUUUGUACUGUUUUUAGCAGUGUUUACUCUGGAUUUCUAACUACUAAAAACCAGCCUUGCAGAUAAAAUUCUGGACUUGUCGUAUGCUGGGGACAUCCAGCUUUGUGACAAGAGUUUUGUACUGUAAGCAAGUUACAAUGCAAUGCUAUGUGUGCUAAAAACCACAGCAGGAGUGUUAUGCAUGGUUUGUGUCAGUUGUACUAUUUAUUCAAAUAAAUAAAUAAUAAUCA